This is a messenger RNA of Dicrocoelium dendriticum, 2247 nucleotides long. The record is from the annotation of a GenBank genome assembly. Lineage: Eukaryota; Metazoa; Platyhelminthes; Trematoda; Plagiorchiida; Dicrocoeliidae.
AUGCACUCUCCCGGUGGUUCGGCUCAAGCACAUCCAGUGUCCUCAAUGGGUUUUGUGGUACCAGUAAGUCAAGCAUCUGUCGCUGCACAACAAGCCUCGAUGCAGCUCCAGGUGCAUCAGACUUUGUUGAAACCACCAUCUUCUGGAAACAGACAACGUUCUUCCGGAACGGGCACCUCUGAGCGAGGUAAACGCAAGUCAAGGUCUAAGGUAGCAACGCCAACAAUGACAUCCAGCGCCAGCUCUUUUUUAGCCCCGACAAUCCCGUCAACCGCAUCCGUUACGUCUUGCAACACUCUAACAGUCAAUGGUGAUGCACCCAUCGCUGCGAUGCCCAUGCUAAACUCCAUCAACUGUAAUUCCUUGAUCGAGACAUCUGUAUCACCAUUGCCCAGCGUACUUUCACCCCUACCCACUCUGCCUGAAGAGAUUUUGCUAAAAAUCGAUCCAUCUCUAGGGGACCCUCCACCUCCACCCCAUGCAGACAUCACGGCUUCUAAGCCGUAUCAGUGUGAUCAGUGUUUGAAACGAUAUUCUGGCAUGAAAUCGUUGAAAAAUCAUAAGCUUACUCAUUCCGACAUAAAACCACACAAAUGUUCCGUCUGUGGCAAGGCGUUUUUGCGUGCCGACAAAAUGCGUCUACACGAGAUCUCUCAUCUGAAUGUGAAACCUUUCGAGUGUGCCACAUGCAAGCAACGAUUCACACGAUCAGACAAAUUGAAGAUUCACCAUCGCACUCACACCGGCGUCCGGCCAUAUGCUUGCACUUUUUGCCCCAAGCGGUUCACUCGAUCAGACAAACUGAAAAUCCAUGAACGCAUCCACACAAAGAUUAAACCUUACGAGUGCGUUCAUUGUGGUAAGUGUUUCGCGCGAUCCGACAAACGUCGAUUACACGAACGAACGCAUCUGUAUGGUCCUCGUCCUCGGGCAAUCACCGGCGGCAGUGGUAGAAAAUCCAAAUCCAAUCCCAUUGGAGCUGUUGCUUCCUCUGGGACUUCCGCGGUCGACAAAUCUUUCAUUCUGAACAGCACCACAUUCAGCUGUUCCGACUCUACUGCUUUGUCGACCUUAUCCACCAUCGCAGCUGCUGUUGGUUCCAAUGCACCCAAUGUGUUUUCGCCCGCCACUGCAUUCGGUUUAGCUUCCAUCGCUGGAUCUGCCGCAGCAACGUUCGUCAACCCUCUUGGUUUUCAACCUUCCAACUCGCUUACUAGUGUUUCCGUUGGAGAUACGUCACAAAAAGUAGAAGGCGUGGGUAGCUCUUCCACUGGAUCCGCCCCCUGUCUAACCGCAUCUUUUCCUUUUCCUAUUCCCUCUGGUCAACACCUUCAUUUUCCACCUCAGCAUCAUUCCACCUUUGCUUCACUUGCCGGAAUCGCUCAGUAUCAUCCUGCUCUUUUCGCUGCCCAACAACCGCGGCAUAUGGCCCCAUCGUCGACUUUGGCUGUGCAUGUUCCUUUUUAUCAACAACAGCAACAACACGAGCAAGCCGCUGUUAACCAGAAUACCUAUCAGGCAACGCAGAUGAUGCCUUUUUUCGUCGGGACCACAAAUUCGACUGCAUCUACUCUCACUCCAUUCAUUGGCCCUUCCACCAUGUCUUCGGUGGAACAGUGUACGACAGCGUCGUCUGCGAUCGGCCAACUUCCAUCCGGCACGGUGACAAGCAAUCACACUUAUCCGGCCGUCUCAGUAUCUCGGUCUAGCUCGGUGGCGAAUGAUUCCAUAGGUCCAGCAUCUGCCACCGGAAAUAUUGCUGCAGUUAUGGCCGCCGCCGCUCUCGGGCGUCAGCUCCACCAGAACCAACAGCAGCAAACUUACCAAACGGCUGCUGCUGUUAACACGUCACCCGCGGCCUCAGCAUUCUUGCAACCGCGUCCGCAGCAGCAGAAUCAGCAAUUGUUCAACCAGAAUCAAACCAUCAAACAGGAACUGCAACAUCCAAUCAAACAAGACCCACAGCAACCGCAGCAGGCUGCUUCGGUGAGGUCUGGAUUUCAGUUUUACCAAACACAGUUUAUGCCUAGCAUGGUCCCUUCUCAGUAUUCUCAGCAUCCGGCGGCGCAUCAUCCUCAACAGUCCUACAUGCAAGUCCAGCACCAUCACCAGCAACAACAACAGCAACAGUACUUGGCUGCUGCUGCCGCUCUCACCCUCACCUCUUCUGGAAGCGACACACAAUCACAGCAGCAACGUCCAUCUUCCACGGCGGACUCUGUCGGUUUACGACCCAAAGUGGAAUGA